This is a messenger RNA of Wasmannia auropunctata (little fire ant), 1022 nucleotides long. It is a transcript of the gene Bet1, whose product is annotated as BET1 homolog. Gene Ontology annotation, molecular function: SNAP receptor activity. Gene Ontology annotation, cellular component: Golgi trans cisterna; SNARE complex. The transcript has 4 exons. Bases 446 to 787 code for a protein of 113 amino acids. The record is from RefSeq and is a predicted model, not a curated record. Lineage: Eukaryota; Metazoa; Arthropoda; Insecta; Hymenoptera; Formicidae. Gene Ontology annotation, biological process: vesicle fusion with Golgi apparatus; endoplasmic reticulum to Golgi vesicle-mediated transport.
UCACGAAACUUAUUUUCUAACCUAGCAUAACUUAAUUUAAUCGCUGUCCGUAGCACUCGUAUUCUCUUUACACGUCAUUACGAUCGUGACGUUGACAUAUAUCGACAUAUAUUUUCUAUUCGCCAGUUGCCUGUAUUUUCUAUUUAAUUGGUAAAUUGUAAAUGUUAUAUUGAAAAGUCUCGGACAGAUUUUUUUAGAUGAGUUUUACGAAUGUGUGGCUUACGUAUUUGAGGUUAUAUUUAUACGUGAAUAUUUUCAGUAUAAGUAUCGUUGUUUAAUACAAUUUACUUGCGUGGGAAACAUAUUUUCACUGAAAUAAUUAAUUGUUGCUGCUUCCUGGAGAGGGAAAGAUUGAAAUAUUCUUCAAGUUCAUAAAGGUGUUUUAUGGGACAAUAAUUUUUUUCUAUACCUGUUCAUCCACUAAGCUAUCAAGAUUGCUAACAAAAUGCGACGUUCUCAUUCAGGUGGUUAUGGCUACGAGCCAUUGCCAAGUACAUCUACUCACAAUGCCAUGGAGGACGAAAACGAAAGGAUGGCUGAAGAACUGAAGGAUAAAAUUCACGCUUUAAAAUCAUUAUCUAUUGACAUUGGCACCGAAGUCAAAUAUCAAGAUAAAAUGCUAAGAGACAUGGAUGAUGAUUUUGAUAGGACAAGCGGCUCCUUGUCUGGUUCUGUGGCGCGUGUUUUGCGUCUAGCCAAAGCAGGCCACAAUUAUUAUAUCAUAUAUUUGGUCCUUUUUUCUAUAGCAGUAUUUUUUGUGUUGUGGAUAGUUUUAAAGUUUAAAUGAUUGUACAUACGAUUUAUAGCUAAGGUGAUUUGUAUAUAAAACAUAUUUAGGGGUAAAAGUAUGUAGAUAUUCUAAAUAAGUUAUAUUCAGCUAUAGCUUGAAUCUUUUGCAUUAUUUCAUCGUACAUAAAACUUUAUUCUUCUUUUAUAAAAUAACGUACAAUUGUUAUGUCAUACUUAUAAAAGAAAAUAAUUUAGGGCAAGCAGCAGGAGAUGGCAUACUCUCUUGGAAGAAA